ACAACCGAAGAUGGCUGCGCCCUUGCCGAAGUGCUGAAGAAGUGCCUCUCCGGAGACAUCCUCGCGAUCGUGUGGAGUUUCCGCCACUUCUGUGCCACCGAAUCCGCUCCGAGGGACACCGGUCUGCGGGAGGACACCACGCGAGCCCACUAACCGACAUUUGCGGCCGGUGCUUCGCGCGGCUGUGGCAGACUGUCCGUGUGAAGAUGGGCCUCGUCUCCAGCCCCUUCCCAUAGCGAAGAGCCGUGGGGAGAGGAGCCGCAGAUUCCCCUGCAAACACGCGCCCGUCCAGCUCGGAUUUGACGGCUUUGACAUCUUGUACAGGCUCUGGACGCUGCCCUACAACUUCCUGACCAGGAUCGUCUGCGCGACCGUGUCUGUCAUCGUCCGGAGGCGGAGAGGUUCCCCAGCCCGUGUAGAGAAUCCCACAGCACCGAGGGCCCUGAUGAAGAUGGACUCAGAUUUGAUUCAUUCGCCGGCUGUGGGCCUCACUGAGGAGGAGGAGGCCGACAUGAAUGACUGGAAGCUUCCUCUGGCGUUCAUGAAGAAACGCCACUUGGAGAAGAUCGAGGGCUCCAAGGCUUUGGCACAGAGCUGGAGGAUGAAGGACCGGAUGAAGACCGUAAGCGUCGCGCUGGUGCUGUGUCUCAACGUCGGAGUGGACCCUCCUGAUGUGGUGAAGACGUCCCCCUGUGCCAGACUCGAGUGUUGGAUCGAUCCUCUGUCCAUGAGUCCACAGAAAGCUCUGGAGACCAUCGGGGCCAACCUUCAGAAGCAAUACGAAACCUGGCAACCCAGGGCGCGUUACAAACAGAGCCUGGAUCCCACCGUGGACGAGGUGAAGAAGCUGUGCACGUCACUGAGGCGUAACGCCAAAGAGGAGCGAGUCCUCUUCCACUACAACGGCCACGGGGUCCCGCGACCCACGGUCAACGGGGAAAUCUGGGUCUUUAAUAAGAACUACACCCAGUACAUCCCACUGUCCAUCUACGACCUGCAGACGUGGAUGGGGAGUCCGUCCAUAUUCGUGUACGACUGCUCCAACGCCGGGAUCAUCGUCAAGUCGUUUAAACAGUUCGCUCUUCAGAGAGAGCAGGAGCUGGAGGUGGCGGCCAUCAAUCCGAGCCACCCCCUGGCCCAGAUGCCGCUGCCCCCCUCCAUGAAGAACUGCAUCCAGCUGGCAGCCUGCGAGGCCAGCGAGCUGCUGCCCAUGAACCCCGACCUCCCCGCCGACCUCUUCACCUCCUGCCUCACCACGCCCAUCAAGAUCGCUCUCCGAUGGUUUUGUAUGCAGAAAAGUGCCAAAUUGGUGCCGGGGGUGACGUUAGACCUCAUUGAGAAAAUCCCUGGCAGGCUCAAUGACAGACGCACUCCCCUCGGCGAGCUCAACUGGAUCUUCACAGCCAUCACUGACACCAUCGCCUGGAACGUGCUGCCCAGAGAUUUGUUCCAGAAGUUGUUCCGUCAGGACCUGCUCGUCGCCAGCUUGUUCCGCAAUUUCCUCCUGGCGGAGAGGAUCAUGAGGUCGUACAACUGCACGCCGGUCAGCAGCCCCCGUCUGCCCCCGACGUACAUGCACGCCAUGUGGCAGGCGUGGGACCUGGCUGUGGAUAUCUGCCUCUCUCAGCUGCCCACCAUCAUCGAGGAGGGCACCGCCUUCAGACACAGUCCUUUCUUCGCUGAGCAGCUGACGGCCUUUCAGGUCUGGCUGACGAUGGGUGUGGAGAACAGAAAUCCUCCUGAGCAGCUUCCUAUUGUACUGCAGGUGCUGCUCAGUCAGGUGCACCGGCUCCGGGCUCUGGACCUGCUCGGACGCUUCCUGGACCUGGGACCGUGGGCUGUCAGUCUGGCGCUGUCUGUGGGGAUCUUCCCGUACGUGUUAAAGCUGCUGCAGAGUUCAGCCCGGGAGCUGAGGCCGCUGCUGGUUUUCAUCUGGGCUAAAAUCCUGGCUGUGGACAGUUCGUGUCAAGCCGACCUGGUGAAAGACAACGGACACAAGUACUUCCUGUCAGUUUUGGCCGACAGUUACAUGCCAGCCGAGCAUCGGACGAUGGCCGUCUUCAUACUGGCCGUUAUCGUCAACAGCUACAACACGGGACAGGAGGCGUGUCUGCAGGGAAACCUGAUCGCCAACUGUCUGGAGCAGCUGUCGGACCCACAUCCUCUGCUCCGGCAGUGGGUGGCCAUUUGCCUGGGUCGCAUCUGGCAGAACUUUGACCCGGCGCGCUGGUGCGGAGUCCGGGACAGCGCCCACGAGAAACUCUACACUCUGCUGUCAGAUCCCAUCCCUGAGGUGAGGUGUGCUGCUGUCUUUGCUCUGGGGACGUUUGUGGGGAACUCUGCAGAGAGGACGGACCAUUCGACCACCAUUGACCACAACGUGGCCAUGAUGUUGGCUCAGCUCAUCAAUGAUGGAAGCCCUGUGGUCCGCAAGGAGCUGGUUGUAGCACUGAGUCACCUGGUGGUCCAGUACGAAAGCAACUUCUGUACGGUCGCGCUUCAGUUCAUAGAAGAAGAGAAGAACUACUCUGUUCCGUCACCGGCCAACACUGCAGAGCCCGGUAACCUGACACCAGUGAGAGAAAGCCCUGCCAUCCCACGCCUGCGGUCGGUCAACUCGUACACAAAUAUCCGAGCGGCUACGACCGCCCGCAACCUGAACAAGAGCCUGCAGAACCUCAACCUCAACGAAGAGGGUGUUCCAGCCGCCUUCUCUCCUGGUAACCUGAGCAACAGCAGCAGUGCCAGCAGCACACUGGGCAGCCCGGACAACGACGAGUACAUCCUCUCCUUUGAAACCAUCGACAAGAUGCGGCGGGUGUCGUCGUAUUCGUCCCUCAACUCCCUCAUAGGUGUGUCCUUCAACAGUGUUUACACUCAGAUCUGGAGAGUGCUGCUACAUCUCGCCGCUGACCCCUUUCCCGAGGUGUCAGAUCUGGCCAUGAAGGUCCUCAACAGCAUAGCAUACAAGGCGACGAUGAACGCUCGACCUCAGAGGAUCCUGGACUCCGGAUCGCUCACGCAGUCGGCACCGGCCAGUCCCACCAGCAAGGGCACGCACAUACACCAGGCUGGUGGUUCUCCUCCGAUGCCCAGCACCAGCAGCUCCAGUCUGACCAACGACGUGCCCAAACCCCCGGCCAGAGAUCCGCCGGCCGCGCGGCCGCCCUACACUCCGACGCUGGGAGGACAAGCGCCGCACUCGCACCAGUUCCCGCGCACGCGCAAGAUGUUCGACAAAGGCCCCGAGCAGGCGGCCGAGGACGGCGACGACGCGGUCGGUCACAGGAUCUACAUCAGCGCCGCUCUCCAGACCGGCCUCUGUGAUUGGAGUGCAAAAUAUUUUGCCCAGCCUGUGAUGAAGAUCCCAGAGGAACAUGACCUGGAGAGUCAGGUGAGGAUGGAGCGGCAGUGGAGGUUCCUGAGGAAUGCUCGCGUGAGAAGACAAAGCCGAUGUACCACACAAAGAGGUAUCUCCCGUCUGGACGAUCAAAUAUUCAUCAACCGCAACCCUGGAGUACCGUCUGUCGUGAAGUUCCAUCCCUUCAACACCUGCAUCGCCGUGGCCGACAAGGACAGCAUCUGUUUCUGGGACUGGGAGAAGGGCGAGAGGCUGGACUACUUCUACAACGGAAACCCCCGUUACACUCGCAUCACGGCCAUGGAGUAUCUGAACGGACACGACUGUUCGCUACUGCUCACAGCAACAGAUGAUGGAGCGUUGCGUGUGUGGAAGAACUUUGCUGACCAGAAGAACCCAGAGAUGGUGACGGCGUGGCAGGGCCUUUCAGACAUGCUGCCCACUACCCGAGGUCAGCCCUCAGCCAGCGCUCACAGUCUUGCCAGAAGGGUCUCCAUAUAUCUUGACAGGAGUAAGCAAGGAGGUGCAGGGAUGGUCGUGGACUGGGAGCAGGAGACGGGACUGCUCAUGACGUCCGGAGACGUGCGAGUCAUCAGGAUCUGGGACACUGACCGGGAGAUGAAAGUCCAGGACAUCCCAACAGGAGCAGACAGCUGUGUCACCAGCCUCUCGUGCGACUCGCAGCGCUCGCUCAUCGCGGCGGGUCUUGGUGACGGAUCGGUGCGAGUCUUUGACAGGAGGAUGGGUCCAAACGAAAGCCGCGUGAUGACGUACAGGGAGCACGGCGCCUGGGUGGUCAAAGCUCAUCUGCAGAAGGAGACAGACGGACACGUCAUCAGCGUCAGUGUCAACGGAGACGUUCGAUUCUUCGACCCGCGGACGCCAGACUCCAUUAACGUGCUGCAGACGGUGAAGGGGUUAACGGCUCUGGACAUCCACCCACAGGCAAACCUGUUCGCCUGUGGAUCGAUGAACCAGUUCAUCGCCGUCUACAACGCUAACGGCGACGUGAUCAGCAACAUAAAAUACUACGACGGCUUCAUGGGACAAAGGAUCGGAGCCAUCAGCUGUUUAGCCUUCCAUCCUAACUGGCCACACUUGGCUGUCGGCAGCAACGACUACUACAUGUCCAUCUACUCAGCAGAGAAGAGACUCAGAUAACACACCAGCAUCGUCACACCUCCCUCCCUCCCUCCCAGUCUUUACCCGCCUCACCCACCAACGUAUGACUUGUGAACCUGGAGCCUCAAGCUCUGGGAUGUAAAUGAUAUAUUUUUUUUUUGUACAUAUGCAAUUACCACCCUGAAUGUUCUUGUGAUGGCUGCUGACAAAAAACUGCUACGACUACAUAUAUAUAUAUAUAUAUAUAUAUAUGUAUCUACACAUAUAUAUAUUAUUAUUAUUAUUAUUCUCAUUGUUUAAUCAUAUUCUUAUUAUGAAGCUGAUGAUUGUAGACUUGGCUGUGAGGAGGAGGAGGAGGAGUUUGUAUAUUUCAAUAGUCUAUACAGUAGAGAAGAGAGGAUCUAUUAUAAAGAAGUGGUACCAAAUCACUGAGGCUCUUCCUCCUCCUCCUCCUCCUCGUCGCCGCCGUCACGCAGCGAGCAUCACUACCUUGAACGAGGACUGUGGCAUAAGCAGCGAGGGGAAGGACUCGUCACACUCACCGGUGCAGGAAAAAAACAGGAGGAGGAGGAGGAGGCGUGGCCUCCGCUGGACGCCGCCCUUUUGUGUUUAUGAAAUUUUCUUUUAAACGUGCGGCUCUCGACCGAACCACGCAGACGUUGGUGAGGAGGGACACGCGCGGAGACGUGAUGAGUGUGUGUUUGUGCGCGCGUGCGUGUGUGUGUGUGUGAUUAUAGCACAGAUGUGUCCCCACAGUGGGACAUCAAGGCCUUGUCUCCCAUGGCGCGAGCAUGGAGCCGCUUCCUUCCUGCUUCCCUGACCCCAGCGUGCCAAACAUAAUCACGUUCUCCCUGCAGAACCGAGGUGUUUUUCUUUGUUGAUUUCUCUCUUCUCGCUCACCUGUAAUAAGGGAAAACCUCCUUCGCCUCCAAGGAGGAGACGCGACGUUGCCCCGCAGCAAUAAAACGACGCUUCAGUGGUUCAGCCUCUAAUCAGCAGGAACGUCGGCACGUCGGGUCACAGCUGACCUACAGUGCCCCCUGGUGCCACAAUACAGCAAUACAAGCAUCCCUCUCCUCUCGUUGCAAACCUGGAGUAACAGACGGUUCCACGCGUUGAGAUGAAGAAGAUUAUUUUGCUACAAACACAGAACAGAGAGAAAAACAAACACACCCCUCAAAGUUCCACGAGUGUCACCUGCUGCCUCUCAGUCUGUUUUUAAUUUCUGUUUCUCCGUCUUUGGUUUAAUUACCAGACGUUUGUUUGUCUGUUUGUUUGUUGCUGAUUUUGUUUUGCUUCACAAACGUGGAGCGACAUCAGCGUCGCUGGCUGUUUAUGUUGUUGUUGUUGUUGUUUUUUGUGCAGAUUCUCCAUGGAGAUUUUGCUUAUUUAGCCUUUUUUGUUUUUUUUGUUUUUUUUUUAAAUAUUCUUUUGUUUUUCUGUUGAAUUUUUUUAAUUCUGCAUUUUUGUUUACCUUCUCUUCUGCAAAGUUGGCAGAAAGAGAGAAUCGCCCACUUCCUCCUUGAGGUUUUUCCUCCUCACACACACACACACACACACACAUCACCUUCAUCAUGAUGAUGAUGAUGAGGAUCCUCCUCCCGUCACUGAGCUCUUUGAGCUGCUGCAGUGACUCUGACAAACACACAUUCAUCAUCUCUCAGCAGCUCCUGCUUUGAGUUUUAAGAUUUUAGAUCAGAGAGGAAGAAGAAGAAGACAAGAGACUUUAACGACGUAGUGCGAAAGGAAAACAAUCAGAUUUGUCUGUGUGACUUUUUGACUGCUUUUGUUGACUGUGGUUUAUGAAACAGGAGGUUGAAUCUGUGAAAUAAACCAAAUACAGCACCAAA
Messenger RNA from Solea senegalensis (Senegalese sole), 6333 nucleotides. RefSeq names its product regulatory associated protein of MTOR, complex 1 (gene rptor). The transcript is spliced from 36 exons. Gene Ontology annotation, molecular function: protein binding; protein-macromolecule adaptor activity. Bases 446 to 4522 code for a protein of 1358 amino acids. Gene Ontology annotation, cellular component: TORC1 complex; cytoplasm. Lineage: Eukaryota; Metazoa; Chordata; Actinopteri; Pleuronectiformes; Soleidae. The record is from RefSeq and is a predicted model, not a curated record. Gene Ontology annotation, biological process: cellular response to starvation; positive regulation of cell growth; cellular response to amino acid stimulus.